Numida meleagris (helmeted guineafowl) is the source of this 5186-nucleotide messenger RNA. Its product is annotated as endogenous retrovirus group K member 5 Gag polyprotein-like. Gene Ontology annotation, molecular function: zinc ion binding; nucleic acid binding. Gene Ontology annotation, biological process: viral process. Lineage: Eukaryota; Metazoa; Chordata; Aves; Galliformes; Numididae. The record is from RefSeq and is a predicted model, not a curated record.
ACCUCCAGGAGCGGGGCGCGUCUUCCCGUGGAUGUGACGCGAUGCGACCUCCCCUGCCUGGUAUAUGUGGGCGUAGACGAAGCUAACGAGGCUGUAUAAGACGCUGGAAAGCCACAAUAAACGCCAUUUUGCCGUUCACCACAUUGGUGCUUGGCUGGCACCGAAGCCCACGGCGAAGCAGACCCGCCCGUGGAAGACUGAGGUAGUUCACGCCGUGCGAGACGUAAGGCGGAGCGGACGCCAACCAGGCAUGGAGCGAGUUAUUAAGGUAUUGCUUCAGCUCUGUAAGGACUAUUACGGGAAGGCUUCCCCGUCUCGGGAGGAAAUAGCAGCCGUGCUAACGCGGCUGGAGCAGGAGGGCUCCUUACCUCAUCCCGAGGCCGUGUUAGAUCCCGAGAUGUGGGAUUCCCUCACAGUGGCUCUCGCCACCUACACGGCUCGCAGGCUGCUCGGGUUGCAAGGGGACCCGGGACGGGGUUCGGACCUGGGGGGCCGAGAUGGGGCUGGGGAGCCGGGGGGUUGUGCUUUGUUGGCAGACUGCCCGGGAAAACCGACCGCAAGCGUACCGGUUAGCGGCGAGAACAAAGAGAAUCAACCGUCCCUACAACCAGCGUUGCGGAACGAACUUCCAACGGUGCCGGACGCUCCGCCUCCGUAUCCGCAGCGACCAUUAUAUCCUUCCUUGCGAAACUGCACGGGGGGGGAGGGCGGUUGCCCCGCAACGGGAGACGCGGCGUCAGCAGCACCCACGGCAGGAAGGAAGGAGGUGAUUGGUGCGGCGGGAAAGAACGCCCCGCCUACCGCCCCCGUCCCGCUUACUGAUUGGUUGAGGGUGAGACAGGAAGUUGAGGACAGGGGCCUGGCGGUGGGGGCGUACCCGGUUGUGGUCGGGGACCAGGGCCCGACGUGGGUGCCUUUAGACCCGGAGGGCGUUAUUCGCUUCUUAGAGGCGGUAGAGAAAAAGGGACUGAGGUCACCGUCAACGUUGGAUGCGCUGGAAGCGCUCACAGCCUUCGGGCCUAUGCUCCCGCAUGAUAUAGUCAACCUCAUGCGGAUGGCGCUUAAGCCGGUGCAAUACGUUCUGUGGGAGCAAGAGUGGGGGUCUGAGUGUAGGAGGGUGUCGGGGUUGGCUGAGGGGGACCCGACUCACCCCGCUCACGGCACAGAUGUAGCCAGGCUAACGGGUGCGGCGGCCGGGAUGGCCACUCCUCACGGCCAGCUAACCCGGUUACGACCCGGAGAGCUGAAGGCCGCUACGGACGCCAUGAUCGACGCGUUCGAAAAGCUCGCGUGUUACGCCGAGCCCGCAACUCCCUGGGCAGACGUCGUCCAGGGGCCCGCCGAAUCCUUCCAGGAAUUCGCUGACCGAUUGAUAAGAGCCGUAGAAGGGUCGGAUUUGCCCAGGGCGGCCCACGAUCCCGUUAUCAUGGAUUGCCUGGAACGAAAGUCCCGCGAGGACGUUAAAGCUCUCUUACGGUCGGCGCCCGAUAGGUUGAGCACGCCGGGAGAGAUGAUCGAGUACGUUUUAGAUAAGCAAAAGGCAGCGCCUGUUACCGUCGAGGGGCUUGCAGCCAUCAUCCGGGCUAUGUCGGUGUCGGGCCCGCAGAGAGCGCCGCAGGCGGAGGAACCCGCGAAGGGCCCCUGCUACCACUGCGGCGAACGUGGUCAUGUGAAAGCGCAAUGCCCCAAGAGGAAAAAGAAGUCGGUUAGCUGCCAGUUUUGCGGAAAGCGAGCACACACCGCUCGCCAGUGCCGACACUUGAAAGCGCUGUUGCAGGGAAAGGGCUCGGGGAGCGGCUCCGCGGCCCAGGCUCCCUCCCUUCCAAAUACGGAUGGGCCCGGCGGCUGGGGUUGGGCGGGGCCGCGUGUGACGCCCACGGGUCCGCCUACGCCGCCCGUUCCCCGCCCAUCGUGGCAUUAACCCUUCGUACAGGAGAGAGCCCUUUGGUCAAGGUCCUUGCAUCCUGCCUUGACCUUCCUUCUGACCAUUGCGGACCUCGUUCCACCGCCUUUGUUGCAUCGGUUGAUUCAGGGGCCGAUGUUACUGUCGUCUCCGAGAAUGAUUGGCCUGAAGGAUGGCCAACCGGACCCCCUCAGCUCAUCAGAGGGGCGGGAGGCACUAUAAAUACACGCAAAUCUUUAGCCAAGUUGGAAAUUAUUGUGGUCGCCCGUGAUGGAACAUGGGAGAAACCCGCUCUGCUUGUUCCAUUGGUGGCGAAAGUCCCCGGGACCCUUCUGGGCCGAGAUUUACAAAUUUAUAGUUAGGGCCACUGCCUGCCAAUUGUCUAUCGCUCACGCUACCCCGCUGCGAUGGAGGCAGGACGCGCGCCCCGUCUGGGUAAAUCAGCGGCCCGUUCCUCAAGAAAAGCUCGUCGUGCUUAAACAAUUAGUUCCCCGGGAAUGUCAGUUAGGAUGCAUAGAGCCUUCCCUCCGUCAAUGGAAUGCCCCGAUCUUUGUGAUAAAGAAGCGCUCGGGUCCUUACCGCUUGCUGCAUGCCUUGCGUGCGGUCAACGCUGAAUUGAUACUGUUGGACCAGUGCAACUUGGGGGCCCGAUAUUGUGAGCCGUACCUAAAGGAUGGCCCCUGGUGGCCAUCGAUCUUCAAGAUUGCUUUUUCUCGAUUCCUUUAGCAGAACGGGACCGAGAAGCGCUUCUUCCGCACAAACUUUACCGUCGCGUCUUUUGUCGUUUAUGGCACUCGAUAAUGGGGAGGGUGCCAGAAAAUAUCUGGGUUGCGCGGGCUAAUGGAACGGGACCAACAGACUUUUGCCUUAGUGCGCCAUCUGCCACGGCACCGUUGAGGACGCGCCUGGUGGGGGUGCCUAUAUGGGAUGACACAGAGUUUCGGGGAUGUAAGAACCCUAGCGCGAAUGAGGAGUGCAAAAAGUGGUGUGAACCGAAGAGCGCAAACUAUACGGUCGUUAAGCUGGGAAAUGACACGGUCAUUGAUUUCGGUACGAAAACAGCCCCCGCCGUCUGUCUGUUAAAUGUCACGCUCCCGUGGAACCCACCAGAGCUGCAACUAUCAGGCUCUCAGGUGGUCCCUAACGAGACAUGGGCAAAUCGUUGAAAUCGUCGGGAGAGUUAUGGAUGCGUCGGGUUUGCAAGAGAUAAAGAUAACGGGUCGUUACGGCGGGGUUUAGACGUACCGUCACCGGUAGGCCCAUACUGGGAUGCAGAGCAGAAUCGAUCUGAGCCUUUCAUCCUUGUCAAUCCCAGUGACACGGAGGCGUUCACAUGGAGUGGGGUGUAUUAGUGGCUUCACUGCGAAUGAAUGAAGGGCGACGAGAAACGAAUCUUAUUGUCGAGGGGAACCUGUGUGUCCUCAAAGAACGGGACGCAAAAACGUCCUACGACGCGACCCGAUGAUCCAGCAUCCAGCAGAAUGAGCGUGAAAAGGAGAAGGACGCAGAUCUGCAAGUUUUUGUACUUUUGCCGUCGCCCUUCCUCCCAAAGAGGUUUCGUCCUCUUGGCUUGUUUAAUUGGGGCGCAAGUUUCACAGUCGUGAAUAACCUGUGCAAUAGCGUCCAUUGUUAAGUCCACCCCUCGGUCCCUAGCCCACUUGUCGUCGGUAGUAGGGUAAGGCCUACCUUGAUUUUGGGACUCGUUUCAAAAAUCCUCUUGUAAAUACUUGGGCCAAAGAUCAUGGGCUGGCCCGAAGGUAAAAAAAGUUUGGAACGUCACCAGCAGAGGAGGCAUCACGUGCCAAAGAGGCCCCACCGUACAGUGAAUUACCAGAAAAUGAAAAGAAAUACGCCCUGUUCCCAGAUGGAUCACGUCGGAUCGUAGGGCGUCGGAUUGUGGGUGUUGCCUCGGGUCGACGGCUCGAGGUUUAGGUUCGGAAAGGAACGUCUGGAAUGAUGACACCGCAAAGGCGUUACCAGCGGGUAUAUCCCUGCUCUGCGGCGAUGGCGCAUGGCAAGGCAUUCCUAGAAACGCGGUUGGGAGGACCUCGCUACUCGGGCAAGCUGACGAUGUUGGCCUGAAGCCACGCAGCUUGGAUGCGACCGUCAAGGAACUCUACGAUGGGAAGUCACGGAGCGUCACGGCGCGUCGUUUCGCUUCGGUCCUAGCGCCUGGUGUCGUUGCAGCACACGCCUUGCAGGAAGUGGAACGACUGGCGUGCUGGUCGGUUAAGCAGGCAAACAUCACUACAGAAAUAUUGAGCGAGCUGCUCAUGGAUGUGGACAACAUCAGACAAAAUAGAGCCGCCGUAGGCUUUCCUUUUGUUGGCUCAAGGCCACAAUGGGAUGCCGGGACGUGGAAGGCGUGCGUCGCUUCAAUCUGUCCGACCACAGCGAGUCUACGCACCGAAAAUUGGCGUGGAUGUGAUUUGCCGAAUCAAACUCCGUAACCCAAGCGAGAUUACAAAGCAGGGAUGUUUUAUUCGGCGCUGCGCGUAUGCCGGGGGGGCAAGGGGGAUAUUUCCUCCUAGCUUGCCCCCUCCUGGUGGUGGUUGGAUGAAGGCUCGACGUCUUCCUCACUCUGCCCUUUUCACCCCACUGCUGCUUUGCAGAGUCACUCCGCCUUCGUCCAGCUCCUUGUACCGCUCCCUGCUGAGAACGGAGUUUCUCCGAGUUCCUUUUCUCACCUUCCCUUCCAUUCUGCUUCCCCCAGCCCCAUGCAAUAGCCAACCCUUCGACCGUCCUCUCUAACUCCGAUGAGAGAACACACGCAGACGAUAACGGUCAACAAUGAUGUGUUUGGAGGAGCCUGUUUGGUGGACUAGGAGCGUGGGCCCUCCGAAUGCUUCAAGCGAUGGGUGCAGUGCUCCUGGGGUUCGUCUGCGUUGUCUUUUGCUCGCCAUGCUUAACGCGAUGUGUGCAGCAGUGAAUGAUGGAGCGAGCUUUUGAUCAGCGUAUGGAAUAUCGUAGGCUGCGUCAACGCCUGUAGUUUUAGGACAGCUAGCAAUGCAUCACUCUAUCACCCGCUCUUCCUUUUCUCCUCCAUGUAGAGUUUUAAUAAUAGACAGCUUGGUUAGGAAACAGGCGUAGAGGUGUAGGGAAUUUGCGAUCGCGCUGUAACGGGGCAAAGCUUUUCCAGGCACGGGGAAGGGGGAAGAUGGAGCAGGCGGCGAACCAAGCGUGCGGGAUGUGACGCGACAGGACCUCCCCUGCCUGGCGUGUGUGGGCGUAGACGAAGCUAACGAGGCUGUGUAAGCCACAAUAAACGCCCUUUUGCCGUUCA